AUGGAAACAAUAGCUGAAGUUUUCAAUGAAGUUUAGGAGUCUACCUCAGUCUCUUAAAAGCAAGUAUAUGCACUUCUUGAGUAGUAUGAAACAAAUAAAGCAGUAUUUCUUAAAGCAACAGAGCAAUGCUAUCUUAAAAUUAUCAAGAGCUUGCUUAAGGCACCAAGAAAAUUAAUUGAGAAAUAUGAAAAAUUGACUGAAAAAUUAUUUGAAACAGGAUAUCGUUAGUACGCUCUCAAAGAAGAUUAGUCAUCAAAAAAAUAAAAGUUAACAAAAAGGGAUAUCUUUUAACUUUUUUAACAUUUCUUGGCAUUUUUUGCUGGAGCUCUUGACUCCACUUAACUCUAAAUAAGAAUCUUCUCUUCUCGUAUAAUUUUCUAACUCUUAAAGAUAUUACCUUCAGACACUCUUGUAGAUAUUAUUGAAGUAAAAGUUGCUAAGUAAUUAAUAUUAGGUACUCUUUCUUUGAUGAAAGAGAAGAAGGGUAACUUAAAGCACAUAGGUAUUAAGAUUACGUCUUAUUUGCAAAAAUUAAUGGAUAGAGAUGAUCUUACAGAAACAUAAGAAGCAAAAAUUCUUAGAAGCGAAAUGAUGAAGAGUAUGUGCAUGGACGACUAAGACUAGAUUAGAAAAUUGGCAUUAAUCAACUUGGAAAUGAAUGAAAGCACCUUCCCCCAUUUAAUUAAGAGAAUCAGAGAUAAAAAUCCUGAAAUUAGAGCUACAGUCUUCAAGAAACUUAUUAAAGAAUAAAUACCUCUUGCUAACUUAAAUUUAUCUGAUAUUUAUAAACUUAUUUAUGAUGGUUUAGGAUCUAGAGAAUCAUCUGUCCGUGAAGCAUGUAUAAGAUAUCUUUAGCUCAACUAUAAUUUGUUUAAGGAAGAUGAAGAAAAUCCUUAAAAAAAUUAAAUUGAAGAAGAAAUGGAAUUAGAAGAGAACAAAGAAAAAGAUGGAGAAAAAGAAGAAAGCUCUGAAGAUAAUGAAAUUGAUGAAGAAAAAACUAAAAAAAAGCAAAGUAAAUCUGCAAUUAAGAGAUUUUUCACACCAAAUAAAGAGACUGCCAUGAAAGAUUUGAAAAUUAAAAUUUUAAACUUUUUAAAAACCUUUGAAAUUGAAAAGAGUCUUUACUACCCUGAAUUAUACGAGAGUUUAGAAUUAUUAGUAAAGGAAACUAUCAAAUAAAUAUUAGAUGCUGAUAGCUUCUCAGCAUACUUAAAGGAUUGCUUUUUAAAUCAACUUAGUCUUAAAAAGAAGAAAAAGCACACUUAAAUUUCAAUCGAAGGAGAAGAGCUAUUCCUAAUUAGAGUCCUCUGUUAAAUGGUUUAAAAUCAAGAUGAUAGAAAGGAACUCAGUCCUGAAUUAGUAGCUGUAGUGGAAGAUUGCUUCCCAAACGGUGUUGAUUUCUCUUAAGUGAUUGACUACUAUUCAUUCACUUAGCCUAAUUUAUUUUCCCUCUAUUAGGUUCUCCUUUUGGCAGAACUUCUCAUUAAUUGUGAUGAAUCAGGAAGAAAUAAAAUUGAAGAAACUCUAAAAAAUUUAGUUAUUAACAUGAGUAAUACCAAUUUAAUAUCCGAAAUCCCAACUGAUCCUUCUAAUGAAUACAAUGAUAUUUUCUAUUACCUUGAACCAGAUACUGUUAUGAAUAAUAUUUUUUCUCAAUCAUAUUUCUUCUCUCCUAUCAUUACAUGCUCGUAUGAAUUACUUCCAAUUAUAGUUCGUAUUUUAAAGAAGAUUGUGAGUGAUGGUAGAGUGAAUGUUCAACUUAUCUAGCUUAUUUCUGAAGUUCAUGAGCCUCUAGCUAAAGACACAGAUAAUGACUCACAUUUUGAUUUACCUUCAGAAUUGGAAAGAAUAAGAAAUAGUAUUAAUGAAGAGAAAAAGAAACUCGAUAAUAUUGAAAAAGAAUUGUCGAAUCUCAAAAAAAAUAAGACAAAAUAAAACGAAAUUUAUCAAUUAGAGAAGGAAAAAGAUGAAAAAUAAGCACAUCUUAAAAUUUGGGAAGAAAAGGAAGAUGCUAUUUAGUCAAAAAUUUUUGAUAUUUCUAUGAGAGAGCUUGUAUUAGUUUAAUCUCUACUCACUUAUUGCAAAGUUGAUCCUAAAGAUCCUGCUAUUUCAAAUUUAUUGUAGCAAAUCAUUUUACCUGGAUUACAUUCUUCUGAUAGAAGUUUAAACUUCAAUUCCUUGAAAUCACUUGCUCUCUAUGUUUUGAUUGAUAAAAAGAAUUGCAUUGAUUUCUUCUCUGUAUUCAGCGAUAUUUUGGACAAGAGUGAAAACUGCUAGAAUUGUACUCCACAAGAAAUCAUUUCAUUGAGAAGCAUAGUAGAUUUCCUACUUCUAUAUGAUCUCACUUAAAAGCAAUCCCAAGAUGACGAAGAUAUUGACAUUCCUCAAACAUAAGAUUUAAUACUUAAGUAUGCUUAUUAAGCUGAUAUUCUUCUUAGAACUAUUUCAAUUGAAGGGUUAAGCAAAUUGCUAUUUAACGGAAAACUUCAAGACCCACACACUACUAUUUGCUUACUUUUGGUUAUUUGGUUUGAUACUAAAAUCUGCACAAAAUAAGGCUUUAAGGCUAUUCAGAUACUUUCAACUUUAUUUAAGACUUUCACUGCCUCGAACUAUUACAAUCUUCAAAUAUUUGAAAAAGCUUUGGAAUUAUUCUCGUAGUUGAUGGUUACACUUGAGAAGAAAGGAUUAGUUUUUAAUGAUGAAUAUGUUAUUUUUGAUCAUAGCAAUGAAAAGUUUAUUUCAAAGGCUCUUAGAGUUGGAAUUAACUUAAUGUCCUAUGAAUAUCAUAAUAACACUGAAGUGCUUAAAAACGUUUCUUCUAAUGAAUUUCUUCCAUAAGAAAGAUUCUUCCUUUUCUUGGCAUACAAAUGCUCAAAAGAAAGACGCUUCCAAUCUCUUUUUGAAAAAAUUACUUAGUACUUUGACUUUUACAAUAAGUGCACUACUGAGUAACUAUAAAUAAUUCUUCACUUCUUAAAAGAAGCUAUCGAAAAUUGCCCAGUUAGUAAACAGUUCAAUUAAUUGGAAAAAGUAAUUAAAGACAAAAUAAAGAUUCAAGAUAAAAAUGAAAGAUAAGAAGAAGAUGAAGAAAAAGAAGAAUUAAAUAAAGUUUUAGGUAAAGAAAAGAGUGAUAAAGAAGAAGCAAAUGAUGCAGAAAAUGGUGAAAAUGGCUUAAAGAAUGAUGAAGAUUAAAAGCUUUAUACUUUAAAUGCAAAACAAUUAAAGAUUUGUGAUAAAAUUAUUGAACUAUUUGAAGGUAACCAACAAGAUAUUGAAGUUAUUGUCAAAAAUCUCUUUUCAAAUGGAACGUUGAUUAAUGACUCUGCUGAGCAAAAGAAGAAAAGAGCUAUGAUGUAUGAUGAAGAAGAUGAAGAAAGAGCAAAUAAUGAAGAAGAUGAUGAUAAUGAAAAAGAAGAAAAGCCUAAACGUGGUAGACCUGCUAAAAGAAAAUCUAUCCACCCUAACUCAGACGAUGAGGAAGAAGGAGAAGAUGAUGAUGAAUAGGAAGAAGGUGCCUAAGAAGAAACAAAAAGAAGAGGCAGACCUAAAAAAGAUAUCUCUGAAGCUUCUCAUGCUCCAUCAUAGAGAGGUAGAAAGAAAAAAGCUAUCUAUAUUGAUUAGGAAGAAGAAGAAGAUAAUGAAGAGGAAGAAGAAUAAGAAAAUAAAGAUUCUAAGAAAAACUCUGCAACUAGGAAAGCAAAGAAUGCUAAAGAAUUAGAAGAUAUACUCAAUUAAGAGACAGAAGAAGAUGAAGAUGAUGAAGAUAGAGAAGAAGUAAUAAAUAAAAGAACAUCAUCUAGAAGAGCUUAAAAAACAGUUUUACCAGAAUCUAAUGUUGCUCAAAAGACUAGCAAAAGAGGAAGAAAGAAAAAAGAUGUGUAAGAUGAAGUUAUUGAAUAAGAUGAAGAAGACGAUGAAUAAGAAGAAGAAGACAUGUCAGCAGAAUAAGACAUUGAAGAAGAAGAUAAAAAGAAUAAAAAAUAAGUUGGAAGAAGAGGUAGAAAACCAGCUUCUACUAAAUCUAUGGGUUCAUCAAGUGAAAAAGAGAGUCCAAAAACUAACAGGAGAGGUAGAAGAUCAGCAUCAAAAGAGAAUAAAAUAUCUGAAGAAAGUGAUGAGGAACAUAAAGAAACAGACAACGAAGAUUAAGAAGAGGAAUUGUCUUAAAAGAAAACAAGAGGCAGGGGCCGUCCUAAAAAAUCAAAUGAAAAGACUUAAUCAUAGGAAGAAGAAGAAGGAUAGGAUAAUUCAUAAUCUGAUGAAUAAGAAGAAGAGGUGGAGGAAGAAGAAGCCCCUAGAAAAACAAGAGGAAGCUCAAAAAAAAGUACACCAGCUUAAAAAAAAUCAAAAACAAGAUCUUCUUAGAAAUCCGUUGAUAAUGAAGAGAGUGGUGAAGAUGAGGAGCAAGAGGAGUAAAAACCUUAAAAGAAAGGAAGAGGAAGACCUAAAGCUUAACCUAAAGAACCUGAAUCAGAAUAAGAUGAGCAAAACGAAAGUGAGCAAGAAUAAGAAAAUGAAAGUGAAUAAGAGGAAGAAGAGGACGAUAAGCAGACAAAAAGAAGGGGAAGAAAACCAAAAAAUGUUACUCAAGCAGUGAAAAGAACAACUAGACACAAUAGUGCUAAUAAAAAUUCUGAUAAAGAAGAGUCUGAAGGAGAAGAAGAAAAUGAAGAAGAAGAGUAAGAGGAAGAUGAAGAAGAGUAAACUAGGGUUACUCGUAAGAGGGGUAGAAAACAAGCUGAUACAAAGAAGCCUACCAAGAAUGAAUCUGUAAGAAGCACAAGAAGAGGAGGUUCUAGAAAUAAAAUGGAGGAAGAACAUGAAGAUGAGGAAGAGAACGAGUCUUCUGAACAAGAGCAUGAAGAGUAAGAAGAAGAGGAGGAAGAGUAAGAGUAGACUAAGACUAGAGGAAGACCUAAAAAAUCACCAGCAAACAAAAGUCAAGCAAAAGAAACUAGGGGAAGAGGUAGAAAAAAAAAUGAAAAAUAAUAGAGUGACUCAUAAAGUGAAGAUGAAGGAGAAGAGGAAGAAGAUGAAGAAGAUCAAUAAGCAAACUAAAGAACAACUAGAAGAUAAAAAUAAUAAAUAGAAACCUCGAAAAAACCAGUGAGCUCCUCCUAAAGACUUAGAAGAAGAAAAUGA
Molecule: messenger RNA, 5145 nt
Organism: Tetrahymena thermophila SB210
Lineage: Eukaryota; Ciliophora; Oligohymenophorea; Hymenostomatida; Tetrahymenidae
Product: AT hook motif protein
Exons: 6
Biological process (GO): mitotic chromosome condensation
Cellular component (GO): condensin complex; condensed chromosome
Molecular function (GO): DNA binding
Source: RefSeq, a predicted model, not a curated record